Pseudozyma hubeiensis SY62 is the source of this 2922-nucleotide messenger RNA. RefSeq lists its product as hypothetical. The transcript has a single exon. Gene Ontology annotation, molecular function: mismatched DNA binding; ATP hydrolysis activity; ATP binding. Gene Ontology annotation, biological process: mismatch repair. The coding region runs from base 1 to 2922 and encodes 973 amino acids. The record is from RefSeq and is a predicted model, not a curated record. NCBI's taxonomy places the organism in Eukaryota, Fungi, Basidiomycota, Ustilaginomycetes, Ustilaginales, Ustilaginaceae. Gene Ontology annotation, cellular component: MutLalpha complex.
AUGAUGUCGACGCCAACAGACGUCCAAGAGGCUUCCUCGAACGAUCGAGAUGCCGCCUCGGGCUCGUCGGUCAUUCGUGCGAUCCCCUCGCACGAUGUUCACCGCAUCACCAGCGGACAAGUGGUGCUCGAUCUGCAAACAGCGGUCAAGGAACUCAUUGAGAAUGCACUCGAUGCAUCUGCGACCAACAUCGCCAUCAACUUCCGAGACUACGGCGCUGACUCUUUCGAUGUGGUAGACAAUGGCACCGGCAUCGACGCUUCCAACUAUGCCUCGGUCGCUCUAAAACACUACACCAGCAAGCUCUCUUCCUUCUCGGAUCUUUCCCUUGUUCGCACCUUUGGUUUUCGUGGCGAGGCUCUCUCCUCUCUGUGCGCUCUUGCCAAAGUGACCAUCCACACCGCCACUUCGGACCAGGCACCUGUGGGCACCAUCCUGCAGCUUGGCAAAUCGGGCAAGGUCGAGAGCGAUGCGGGAAGAGCUGCGAGGCAGAGAGGCACCACGAUUACCAUCGAGGGGCUCUUCAAGACGCUGCCUGUCCGUCGCAAGGAGUUCGAAAAGAACCUCAAGCGCGAAUACACCAAAGCACAAAAUCUGCUCCAGGCUUAUGCUCUCAUUACCAAGGGUGUCCGUUGGACAACUACCAACGCCCCGGCAGGUGGUCGCAAGACACCGCAAUUCAGCGUCAAUUCGUCCAGCUCGAAAAACUUUCUCUCGGCCAACGUCUCGGCCCUGUUCGGCGCAAAGGUGGUCCCAACACUCAUGCCACUCAACCUCGAGCUCACUUUCUCCGUCGCCAGGUCUCGCAGCAAGCUUUUACAGCAUCCCGCAGAUGGCGACAUGAACCAAGGCGAAGAAGGAGACGCGACAAGUGAGGACACAUCGACGGUGAACGUUGUCGGGCUGAUCAGCAAGCCAACUUACGGCUCUGGUCGCACCUCGUCCGAUCGACAAUUCUUCUACAUCAAUGGACGACCGUGGGAGGCAGGUCGAGUUAGCCGAGCUUUCAACGAGGUGUACAAGUCUUUUAAUUCCCAUCACUUUCCCUUUGUCAUUGCUGACUUCAGGCUACCGACAGACUCGUACGACGUCAACGUCAGCCCGGACAAACGCACCAUCUUUCUGCACGAGGAGAGCCGCCUCAUCGAAAAGGCCAAAGAAGCGCUCGAAGAGCUGUUCGCUCCUAGUAGGGCCACCUUCCUGGUCAACGGAGCCAGCCAUUCGCUCCGCAACGGAAGCGGUGUCACGACGUUGAGCGCACAAUCUAGGCUCAGUGGCUUCGCAGCGAAGCCGAAGGACGCCUCCACGGCGGACGAAUCAGAACAAGAUACGUCAGUGCAUUCUGCAGGCGAAGUCAGUGCAGAGGACCAGGAGGACGCACAGUCGGCGGAGGAUGCAGAUGGCAGCCACGAGGACGACAAUGAUCUUGUCUCAUCACGCUCUCGCACGGUCACUUCUGACGCCCACGACCUCGAAUAUCGCGAGGACUCGAGUUCCCUUCCACCGAUCGCCAGCCGCGAGGGAGCACAGCAUGUCGAGGACGAUGACAGCGAGCCCGAAGUGUCAGCACCGCCAGCCGUCGGAUCGUCGUGUCCGGAAGAGAUUGCAUCGAAACGCAACUUCAACGAAGCUCUCGACACGAGCCAGGCGUCUCGGUCGCCUGCCAAAAAGCCGCGCACAGCGGAGCCUUCCAAGCAAGCAGUCGACACUUCGAUCUUGGGUCGCUCGCGCAAAGAAGCUCGAAAUGUCUUGGCAUCACUCAAAACCUUCGCACUGCCUGGAACGCAGCUUGAUGAUCUGGCAGUCUCGAGCAGGAUGGCAUUCGCAGAUCAGGACCAAGACUCGACUCGAACGGGAGUUGGGAUGGAAGAGGCAGACGCGGCGGCUGAGAACGGCCCAGUAUCGGAUUGCCACGCAGGCCGAGUGGAUCAGGAAGAUGAGGAAGAUGAUGAGCAGCUUGAAGAGGCAGCUGAGGAGCCUUUGUCCAACAAGCUCGCUGCGAUGCACAAGGAAACACUCGGUCAUGACCUCGCUGACCACGAAGAGGUGAUCUCAGUUGACUUGGAACGUCUCCGACGCCGUCUUCAGCAGCGACGCGCGUCGCAUCUAUCCGCUUCAUCUGGCUUGCCUGCCUCUGGGGAGGAGCAGCUACUGCAAGGCGCUGGUGUAGAGAAUCAGGACGAAGCGCAGGUGGAGAGGGCACUCUCGCGCGUCAUCCACAAGCGUGAUUUUGCAGCCAUGGACGUGGUGGGUCAGUUCAACCUCGGCUUCAUCAUCGCUCGGCGUCGCACCGUGCCCGACGUCACCACGUCAGACGAGAUGGAUGAUCUCUUCAUCGUCGAUCAGCACGCCUCGGACGAAAAGUUCAACUUUGAGACGCUGCAGCUGACCACGCAGAUCCGAUCGCAGAAGCUCAUCGUACCGCGUGGGCUCGAGCUUUCUGCCUCUGAUGAACUGGUAGCCAUCGAACAUCAAGAGACACUGCUGGCCAAUGGCUUUGAGAUUGCGGUCUCUGAGACGGGUCUUCCUGGCACAAGAGUCAAGCUCGUAGCGCAGCCCAUGAGCAAGGCCACCGUCUUUGGCGUCAAGGAUCUCGAGGAGCUCCUGUAUCUGCUCCGAGACACGACGGCAGGCUCGGAGGCGGCCAAAGGCAUCCGAUGCAGCAAGGCGAGGGCCAUGUUUGCUAGCAGAGCCUGCCGCAAAUCGAUCAUGAUCGGCACUGCUUUGAACAAGGGCAGGAUGAAGUCCAUCCUCAACAAUAUGGGUACCAUCGAGCAGCCUUGGAAUUGCCCACACGGUCGUCCGACGAUGCGUCACCUGGCGUGUCUCAAGACGCUCGACGCUUUAGGAGAGGCGAAGAAGGCGGAAGACGAUGCCGGUGCCAAUCCUGGCUGGGAUGAAGUCGUUCAAUGUUUUGGCUAA